AUGGCACGCACUGGGAAGACACAUGCUGUUAAGAGGGUCCGUCCGCAGCUCACUACCAUUCAGAAGUCUGCUCGUCGUGAAAAGUUUGUAUCCCUUACUAAUGACAUCAAUGAUACACGAGCAGCCUACAUGGAUGAAGUCCAAGGACUGGCAAAAAAACAUGGGUGGUACAUUUAUCAUAGAGCUGUUCUACUAAUAAUAAUGUUAAUUCACUACAGAUCUGAGUGCUGGACACGGCGUCAGUUAUACCUUGAGUUCAUCGAAGAUCACAAUGAGACUCUCAAGCAUGAUUAUUCAAAACUCACCGCUGCUCAGAAGAAUGCAUUUGUGAUCGAGAUCAUGCAGAGGCGUGUUGCAAAGCAAAAAAUUGUCCGUGACAAUCCGAAGGCUGUGCAGCGCGAUAUGCUCGCAUCCUUUGCUGCAAUGGAUCAGGAGUGGACCGCAUUGUGUCCGCAACUUGGAAUCGAAGGAUUUUACAUAGCCGUCCGAGGCGGUGUUGAGGAUCUUAGUGGGCCUAAGCUUUUCUUCUCAGAGAAAGCAGAGAAGUUCGCGCGUGCUAUUCUUGACUCGGAGCCAAGGCGAUUGGCUUUAAAGCUUGAAGCUUUUGUUGUGUCGGGGCUUGGUGAGUUUUUAUUUCAAUUCAUUUGA
Messenger RNA from Suillus clintonianus, 648 nucleotides. RefSeq lists its product as uncharacterized. The transcript is spliced from 3 exons. Lineage: Eukaryota; Fungi; Basidiomycota; Agaricomycetes; Boletales; Suillaceae. The record is from RefSeq and is a predicted model, not a curated record. Bases 1 to 648 code for a protein of 215 amino acids.